Leptopilina heterotoma is the source of this 2718-nucleotide messenger RNA. RefSeq lists its product as uncharacterized. Lineage: Eukaryota; Metazoa; Arthropoda; Insecta; Hymenoptera; Figitidae. The transcript has 4 exons. The record is from RefSeq and is a predicted model, not a curated record. Bases 96 to 2318 code for a protein of 740 amino acids.
AAUUUUUCCAUUUGAAUGUAAUUCUUAUCGUUGCAAUUUAAGAGUGGAAGAAAAAGUCAAAAGCUGCGCUAUUGACCUGGUAACGACAAAGGCGAAUGAAAAUUGAUACAACAAUGAUGACAACACAUUGGCCCUUGAAGUUUCUGUAUUUCCUUCCCAUCCUGAUGACAUAUGCAAAAUUCGAGGAUCAGGAUAGCCUACGGAUGCAUGGAGAAGGGUACGACAUUACCCCAGUAAUUGUCAGCAGUGGGAUUUAUUUCGAGCACGUUUCUGAAGUCCGAAGAUCGACCAGUCGCUGGAGAGUAGCAGUGUUCCUUGACAUUGCCAAACAAAGACGUCAUUUCAACGACCUAAAAGCACGAAUGGAGAGGAUGAAAGAACUAUGCCAACAACAAGAAAGAAAUUGCAAUGGACCCCCAGACUCUUUCAACUGGGAAGACAGAUGGGAAAUGGUAGAGGAAAUACAAAACCAGUUCCAAAUUCAAAUCCGGGAAUUACAAAAUAGUAAAGAAACAUCACCAAUCAGAUUGUCAUCCCAAUUGAGAGUAAGACGGAGCGUGCCAUUACUUGGAAUUUUGGGAAAGAUUGCUGGACCAGUGGCCGGUGUCCUAAAUUACGACGACGGGGAACGCUACGACGCCGAAAUAAGAGAGCUAAACGAGGCACAAACCAACCUCUCACAUUUAGUAGGGAAGCAGACCCAUGUUAUUCGAUCUCAGUUAGAUACUCUCCACUCUCAGUAUCAACAUCAUGAUGCUCGAAUUGAACAGAUUGAACAAAAAUUGAGAAACCUAUCAUCCACAAUUAAUGACAUCGUAUCACCAAAAGAGGAAUUAAUGCGAAGAGGAAUAGUGUCAUCCAUCUUAUCAGGAAUAAAACUAGGUCUGGACCACAACAUACGAAUUACAUCCACCAUGCUGGAUGCAAUACAUGACGCUCGGAAAGGUCGACUACACCCAGGAAUAAUCUCAUCACAACAACUGGAGCCUAUUCUCCGAGAUAUUCAGGACAACCUAACGCAAGUCCGUUUUCCUCUGCCCGGUCCUAGGGUUAGCAUCGACGAAUUAAUCAAAAUAGCGACGACCUCUAUUUGGUGCGAGAUCGAAAACAUAAAGAUACUCAUUGAUAUUCCAUUAUUGGAGGAGUACCGCUAUCAAGCGUUCAAGAUUCAUCCCCUCCCUACCAUACAAAAGGACUUAGGUAGUGGAAAACAAAGAGCAUACGUGAAUUCAAAAUACAACUACCUCGUUGUCGAUGACGCAAAGCGAACUUACUUGUUUCUUAGUGAAAAGGAGUGGGGAAGUUGCCGAACCACCGCAGCUUAUCAUGCUUGUCUGGAAGGCGUGCCCAUCUACGAACUUCACGAACGACCCUCAUGUGAACCUAUGCUUCUCCUUAAACCAACUAUCGAAGCCAUGAAAUCCUGUCCAAUCAGAAUAACAUCAAAUCUGAAUUCUUACUGGACACCGCUAAGAACACUGGCCUCCUGGCUCUAUUCUUUUGCAGGACCGGAGAUUGUCACUAUCUCUUGUCAUUCUAUGAACCCAAUCAACCUAAAUUUAACUGGAACCGGAAUAAUGAAGUUAGCUCCAGGAUGUUUUGCGCGAACCGAAGAUGUCACCAUUCCAGCCAAUCCUGCGCAAAAAGGACAAUCUGAGCUGAUUUAUGGAGCUGAAUUGCACCUGAACCUAUUAGAAAUCUCGCCUCUUGUAUCCACACACGCCAACCUAGCUCUGACCUUAGAAGAACAACAAGCAGAAUUGAGUAACACCAAAUCAAUAACGUCUCACUUCGACGCCAACUCCAAAACACUCGACGAGUUGGAACAAGAACUACAGGAUUUCGCAAUACAACGACAUUUUAAAAGCAAACAGGCCACUUUAGUUUAUGGAUCAUAUGGAGGAUUGGCCCUAAUUGUUGUCUUUAUUCUGCUGUAUGUCUGCAGGAAGCCUAUAUUAAAUGGAGUCAAUACCCUUCAAAACACUGUAAAUCCCAAACGAGGACAAGUCAAACUUGAGACCCAUUUUCGACCCCAGCCGCCGGAGGUAAACGAGAAAAUCAUUAAGUCUAAGAUCAAUGAAACAACGCCUCCGACGGAUCUCACCAGUAUCAAAGUGCCAAAUUCAACCUUAACUGCUGCAGGACCAUCGGACGAGAAACAACCGACCGACCAAGGAUCAAAAGAAAUCUUUAAGACAUCAAUACCACAGAAGAACGAGUCAUCCGAAGGAUGUAUGCCAACUACAUCCAAGUUCACAUAUUUAUCAUCACCGAAAUCAGUUGUCACAUUACCAAUACAAGGACUACAACCAGUGUAACCGUAAUGUGGUAAGAAUGUGCAAUUAUUAAGGUAAGAGCAGCAAUGAUUUACGUAGGAAAAAAAAUCUGCGGCAUGAAAUAAUAAUAUCUCAUUAGCAAGGGCACCUCGUCAUCGGUCUAACCGAUAGGAGCUAAAAGCCAUUUCACUAACUGCCGACUGAAGCGCCCUUAAGUGCCCGUUCUCCCUUCUACCACGCAACCAAAGGUACCCGCUCUCAGAAGAAUAAACUUAUGAAGGCGAGUGCCCGUGGCUUGCAGCAGUGUUAGGUCAACACGUUAUCAUUGCUGAUCAUUGCCAAAUAAUUCAUUAAUGUAACAUACAUGAGAUUUUCCUCACUUGUUCCAAAUAUAGUGAUGUGUUCAAUUAAUUAAUAUUUCGUAAUAUUAGUAUAUUGAUAU